Ectocarpus sp. CCAP 1310/34 is the source of this 1152-nucleotide messenger RNA. Lineage: Eukaryota; Phaeophyceae; Ectocarpales; Ectocarpaceae. The record is from the annotation of a GenBank genome assembly.
AUGGUUGGACAAUGUGCUCCGCGUCUGGACAUGGGGUGGAAACUGCCAUGCCAGAAAGAAUCACCGGACUACGACCUGAUCGCGACCGCAAACCAUCACGGCUCCGUCCACGGGGGGCACUACACGGCCACUGCUAAGAAUCGGGUAAGCGGAGACUGGAACCUGUUCAACGACGAGCGUGUGGAGGGGCUAGAGGCCAAGGAGGUGCAGGCGGCCUCGGCUUACGUGCUCUUCUACACCAAGAUGUCGACGUUAGAAGAGUCGGUAGAAGACAACGACCAUGUCGAAGGCAUGCAAGGCCGACAGCACCAAGGGCCGGAUGGGGCGGCAGGAGCCACUGCCGCCAGCACGUGCAGCGCAGUCGGCGUCGGCGGCGGCGUCGGCGGCGGCGGGCGGUGGAAUAGGAGGAGCACUAACCCUGCCAUGAUGGGCAAGGGUUCUUCGGCGUUGUCGGGUGUAGGUGAUGAGGCGAACCCCAAGCCCGCGUCGCCGAAGCGCUCGGCGGCGGUGGUGAGGAGGCAAUCCGUAUCAAAGCCCCACAACUGGCCGCAUCUUCACUCGGACGAGUUCGAGCCCUCCUUCCAGCCAGCGUUUCAGCCGCCAGGUUCGGCGGGGUCGCGGUUACCGGCUUCGCAGCCCCACAACUGGCCGCAUCUUCACUCGGACGAGUUCGAGCCCUCCUUCCAGCCAGCGUUUCAGCCGCCAGGUUCGGCGGGGUCGCGGUUACCGGCUUCGCAGGUGAUGGAGGCGUGUCUGCCGGGCGGUGAACCGGCGGUUUCAUCAGCGACAGGGGCCAAAGACCGUAGCAGCAGCAGCGGCGGCUCACCCUCAGGAAACAGCAUGCUGACCCGGUCCAUGGCCGAGCAGGGCUAUGGCAGUCUUCUUUCCCACGGAAACGAGACAGGUGUAACGCUCCCAGACGUCCACCGUGACUCUCCAACUCGUUAUUCAGGGGGUGGGUUUGCAGACACCGGAGCCCCCGGCGGUUCGGGGAAAAACCACGGAUAUUUACGGGGUGGUGGUGGUGGGGCCGGCGACGACGACACCGUUUCGGGACGCCCGAGCUAGCAACGAAUGUCUCUCCCCCCCAUUCCCGAGUGUGAUUCGUCGGCGCCCCCAUUGUCGUCGCCGUUGCCCUCGCCGUUGGAGGUU